Messenger RNA from Didymodactylos carnosus, 249 nucleotides. The record is from the annotation of a GenBank genome assembly. Lineage: Eukaryota; Metazoa; Rotifera; Eurotatoria; Philodinida; Philodinidae.
AUGAUAAAUACAAGAAGAGGCUUAAAAUCGUCAAAAAAAUCUUCACUAAUUGUACUGUAUAAUGAUAAUCCUGAUCUAAAAACGUUAAUUGUGCAAAGCCUUCGUGACGACAGUCAACUUCAAAACGAUUUGCGUGAUUUAUUACUUAAAAAUAGCAAUGACUUUAAUUCAUAUAUUGAAACGCUGGCCACACGAAUUGUUUUACCCAUCGAAAAAUAUAUUGAUCAACGUUUUUAUCGUCGCUCAUGA